Messenger RNA from Prorocentrum cordatum, 486 nucleotides. The record is from the annotation of a GenBank genome assembly. NCBI's taxonomy places the organism in Eukaryota, Dinophyceae, Prorocentrales, Prorocentraceae.
AUGGGCAAGCAGACCACCAAGCAGAGGAAACGGCAGCCUGGCAGGAAGGGGGCCACCAACGCCGUGAAGCAGAAGGUGCAGAAGGCGCGGCAGAAGAAGGCGAGGAAGGCCAAGAAGGGCGAGAAGCAGAUCAACGACCUGGCGGACAUGCUCGCCAGGACCGGGCCGGCUGCCGGCGAGGCCGAAGCAGGCGGAGGGGCCGGCGCGGGCGACGCCGAGAUGGACAGCAAGGCCGACGGCGGCGUGGCUGCCGUGGCCGCGCUGCCGCGGGCGGAGCUCAAGAAGAAGCUGCGCGCCAAGAUCGCGGGAGGGCAGCUGGAGAACGCACGCAGGGCCUCACGAGGGGCGAGGUGGAUAGCCGGGGUCAACAACGACCAAAGGGAGCCAAAAGGGAGCCAAAGAGCAAGGAGAUGCAAAGAUGGGUACGUGAAGGGCGAAGCUGAAGCAGCCUGCGCUUUGGAUCUGUACGUGUGUUAUCCCAUUUAG